Molecule: messenger RNA, 327 nt
Organism: Mucor mucedo
Lineage: Eukaryota; Fungi; Mucoromycota; Mucoromycetes; Mucorales; Mucoraceae
Exons: 6
Coding region: 1-327 (108 amino acids)
Source: RefSeq, a predicted model, not a curated record
AUGCUGGAAUCAGUCUCUACGAGUAUUGGCUUAUGCAGCGUAAUAGCUCAAUGGUCUGUAUUAAUAAGUUUCAAGGGCACCGACAAUGUAUCGGGCCUAAGUACGUGGAUGAAAAACACUUGGAUCUGCCUUACUGGAAGUAGCCUGUGUGUAUUUUUGGAAAACGUAGAAGAGAUGAAACACAAAUUUUCGAACAUUUCUGAUAACGAAAAUCUCCUUUUUGGCAACCUGUUUAUUACUCGGUCUUAUUUUCUACUUGGGAUUUUUGGAUUUUUCAUAAUGGUUAAAAGUGGACAGUCUCUUUUCACCCUCGAAACAAAGAAUUAG